AGAGCGGUUCUAAUCCUCUUGACCUAUAGAGACGACCAAACACGAGAGAAAUCCCCACGUAGUUUCCUUCCAUUUUUCUUUGUCUUUCCACCAAAUUUAUUGUUCCUUGUCUUUUUCUCUAGUUUCCUUUCUCCCUUUCUCUCCCAAUUUCCCCUUUGAAAUUGAUAACGCCGCCGUUUAAUGGCCGCCGCCGCCGCGUCUGAUGACGACGACGGCUUCUUCUCUCCGCCGUCAGACAAGCCCUACACUCUCAGCAGCGGAAUUAUACUCCGCGUAGUUAUUGUACUGUUGUUCGUCGUUAUUCUCAUGAUUUGUUUUCAUCUCUACGUUCGAUUGUACCUCUUCUCCCCCAGCCGCCGGCCAUCCCGACCCCGCCGUCGCCCUCGUCCGCAUUUUGUAUUCACGGCUGAGCCACGUACAGCCGCUCCGCCACGUGGUUUGCCGCAGUUGGUUAUCAAAUCCUUGCCCCUAUUCGUUCACUCGGCGAAACCCGACUCGGAUCCGAUUUAUUGCGCGGUUUGUUUAUCUGAGUUCGAAGAGAACGAAACCGGGCGGGUUAUCCCCAAAUGUAAUCACAGCUUUCACGUGGGGUGCAUUGAUAUGUGGUUUUAUUCGCACGUGACCUGCCCGCUUUGUAGAUCCGAGGUAAAAUCGGAACCCGAAUCUUCUACUAACCCGAUCGAGAUAGUUGUGGAAGAACCCGAUCGUGGUAAUCCGGUUGAGGUGGACGACGAGUCGAGGGAAGUGGCCGACGUGUCGGAACACGGACCUCGAGGGCAACGGUGAACAAACUACUUUAUGUGGUGGAACACGUUUGGUAUUGUAAAUAUCUGC
Messenger RNA from Cucurbita maxima (winter squash), 834 nucleotides. RefSeq names its product RING-H2 finger protein ATL2-like. Gene Ontology annotation, biological process: protein ubiquitination. The record is from RefSeq and is a predicted model, not a curated record. The transcript has a single exon. Bases 181 to 786 code for a protein of 201 amino acids. NCBI's taxonomy places the organism in Eukaryota, Viridiplantae, Streptophyta, Magnoliopsida, Cucurbitales, Cucurbitaceae.